AUGAAACUCCAAGACCGCACAUUCAUCAUAUCAGGCGGGUCCUCCGGCCUCGGCCUGGCAACCGCUGCGGCUCUCCUGAGCCAAGGUGCCAACGUCUCGCUCCUGGACCUCAACCCACCCCCCUCCGGCAUCUCCCUUCUACUCACAAACCCAUCCCGCACACUCUACACACGCACAGAUGUCACCAGCACCGCAAGCCUCCAACAUGCCAUUGAUUCCACCGUCUCCUGGAUCUCCAGUUAUGCCAACGCUCCCCUGGGAGGCGUCAUAUGCUGCGCGGGCAUCGGUUACGGCGAGCGCGCUCUGCCUCGACAAGAUCCCGGCAGUGGAAAAGUAAAGACAAUGUCCAUCGAAGGCUUCGAUCGGGUUAUUGCCAUCAACCUGCGUGGCACGGUGGAUCUGAUAAGACUAGCGCUGCCGCAUCUGGCAGCUGUAGAGGGUGAGGGCGACGAUGGGGAGCGGGGUGUCAUUGUAGUUGUGUCUAGCGUAGCCGCAUAUGAGGGGCAGAUUGGGCAGUUGGCAUAUUCGGCGAGUAAGGGGGCAGUGGCUGGGAUCGUGCUGCCGUUGGCAAGGGAGGUGGGGAGGACGGCGGGGAUCAGGGUUGUUGGUGUUGCGCCGGUCCGCCUGGCGAAUCUAGUGGUGAGAAGAAGAGACUGGGGGUUGCAGAGAGGAGCGGAGCAAAUAGCGGAAUGGUUGAGUAUCCUAUGCGGAUGGGGAGGCCGGAGGAGUUUGCAGAGUUUGUGUUGGGGUGCAUCAGGAAUGGGAUGGUAA
Messenger RNA from Histoplasma capsulatum G186AR, 771 nucleotides. RefSeq names its product hydroxyacyl-Coenzyme A dehydrogenase type II. Gene Ontology annotation, molecular function: oxidoreductase activity. The record is from RefSeq and is a predicted model, not a curated record. The coding region runs from base 1 to 771 and encodes 256 amino acids. NCBI's taxonomy places the organism in Eukaryota, Fungi, Ascomycota, Eurotiomycetes, Onygenales, Ajellomycetaceae. The transcript is spliced from 3 exons.